GACCUGUGAUAGUAGAAAUUCCCCAUUUUGGAUCAAUGAGAAGUAAGGAGAGAGAAUUGAUUGUACUGAGAAGUGAGAAUGGAGAGGCAUGGAAAGAGCAUCAAUAUGACUGCAAGCUGGAGGAGCUGACUGAGUUACUCAAUGGCAUGGAUGAAGAACUGGACAGUGCAGAAGAACUGGAGAAAAAGAGAAUAUGCAGAAUUGUUACAAAGGAUUUCCCUCAAUACUUUGCUGUUGUGUCUCGGAUAAAGCAAGAAAGUAACCAGAUUGGACCAGAAGGUGGAGUUCUGAAGAGCACAACAGUCCCACGUGUUCAGGCAUCCUUCCCAGAGGGGGCUUUGACUAAAAGAAUUCGAGUAGGCCUUCAGGCACAGCCGGUACCCGAUGAACUUGUCAAGAAAGUGAUUGGAAACAAAGCAACAUUCAGCCCCAUUGUCACAGUUGAACCCAGAAGACGAAAAUUCCACAAGCCAAUAACCAUGACAAUUCCGGUGCCACCACCAUCUGGUGAAGGUGUAAGCAAUGGCUAUAAAGGAGACACCACCCCAAGUUUGAGGCUACUGUGCAGUAUUACGGGUGGGACAUCUCCAGCUCAGUGGGAGGAUAUUACAGGGACUACGCCUUUAACCUUUGUCAAUGACUGCGUCUCUUUUACAACCAAUGUAUCUGCCAGAUUUUGGCUUGGUGACUGCCAUCAAAUCCCCGAAACUGUAAGCCUAGCAACGCAGCUUUACAGGGAGUUAAUAUGUGUUCCUUAUAUGGCCAAGUUUGUUGUUUUUGCUAAAAUGAAUGAUCCUGUAGAAGCCCGCCUGCGCUGCUUCUGUAUGACUGAUGACAAAGUGGACAAAACACUGGAACAGCAGGAAAACUUUGAAGAAGUUGCUAGGAGUAAAGACAUUGAGGUUCUAGAAGGAAAAACAAUCCAUGUCGACUGCUACGGAAAUCUAGCGCCACUAACUAAAGGAGGACAACAACUUAUAUUUAAUUUCUAUGCUUUCAAAGAAAAUAGACUACCGUUUUCUGUAAAGGUGAGAGACCCCAGCCAAGAACCUUGUGGUCGCUUGUCCUUUUUGAAAGAGCCAAAGACAACAAAAGGCCUGCCACAGACUGCUGUCUGCAACCUCAACAUCACUCUUCCAACACAGAAGAAGGAAACAGAGUCAGACCAAGAUGAUGAGAUGGAGAAAGUGGACCGUCGUCAGAAUUUUGUGUCUUUAGCUUUGCGUAAGCGAUACAGCUAUUUGACUGAGCCUGGAAUGAAACCAGUUGAACGGAGCACAGGAACAACAAGACCUGUCCCUGCCACUUAUGCUUACAAGCCAGGCUUUCCAACAAGACCGUAUCAGUCAUGGACAACUGCUCCAAUUACAGUCCCUGGGCAGACCAAAUCAGGCUUUACAUCUCUGUCAAGCUCCUCCUCUAAUACACCAUCAGCAUCCCCAUUAAAAUCAAUUUGGUCUGUCUCCUCUGCUUCUCCAAUAAAAUCCACGCUAGGAGCUUCUACUACAUCUUCUGUUAAAUCUGUUAGCGAUGUAGCAUCACCAAUAAGAUCAUUUCGGACAAUCGCUUCUCCGAUAAAAACUGUUGUGUCUCAGCCUCCAUAUACAAUUCAAGGCUCUACAGGGUCACCAAUUAGGGUUUCUUCAAUAGCAGAGGCUGCUGCUUUCAAAGGAUUGUCUUCCACCUCAGUUUUCACUUCCAGAACUUCUCCAGUGACCACUGCUGGGUCUCUUUUAGAAAGAUCAUCCAUCACAAUGACACCUCCAGCCUCCCCUAAAUCAAACAUCAAUAUGUAUUCUUCAACUUUACCAUUUAAAUCAAUCAUUACUUCUGCAGGGUCACUUUCAUCUUCAGCUUUAAAAUCCGUGGUUUCUCCUGCCGUCUCUACUACUUCUAAAGUGAAUAUUACGUCUACUCUUUCUUCACCAUUAAAGAUUGGGAAUGGUCCAAGUGAGGUUGGAUUAAUGAAUGGGUCUGCCUCACCUUUAAAGUAUCCACUUUGUUCAAAUUACAUCAAUGGCUCAGCUGUAAAUUUGCAAGACAAAAUAUCAGCUGUUACAAAAUCAGCAACUGCUUCAGUUAGCACAACAAUUGAGACAGCUGAAAAAAGCUACUCCAUUCCCACUACUUCGCAAAUGUCAUAUUCACCUCUCAAGUCUUUCUCAUCAACCGCUUCAGCUUUUCAAACCAUAAGAACUCCCCCUACUGGUGCAGUGUACACAUCUUUUAGGUCUACUUUGUCCUCUACUACCUCAUCUGUUACAUCGUCAACCUUUACUGUACCAGUAUAUUCUGUAGUAAAUGUUUUAUCAGAACCAACCUUAAAAAAAUUGACAGAGUCUGCAUCAUUGACUAAAUCCACUGCUACUCUGUUAUCACCAUCAAAAAAUGCAUCAGCAGAGACAACCAGUCAGUUUAGUCGAAUUUCUUCACCCCUUAAAACAUCCUUAUUUUUGUCUCCUGCUGCCCUCAAGUUAUCUGCUACCUCUCCAUUGUCUUCGAGUCAGGAAAUCUUAAAAGACGUUGCUGAUAUGAAAGAAGACUUAAUAAGAAUGACGGCAAUUUUACAGACUGAUACUUCUGAGGAUAAACCAUACCACUCAGAAUUAACUAAGGAAGUUAGAAUUGAAGAUGAAGAGCCAUUUAAAAUUGUAGAGAAAGUAAAAGAGGACCUGGUCAAAGUCAGUGAAAUUUUGAAAAAAGAUGUGUUUUUGGAAAAAAUGGCGUCUGUUUGUGGUCAGGGGCAAUCACCAGAAGAUGACUGGGUAGAAUUUAGUAGGGAGGAACUUGAAGAAGCUAGAGAGCGUGCCAGCACCACCCCAUUUUACUCAACAGACAAGGUGGAGUUAAAAUCUAGAACUUUAUCUGAAAAAGACUAUAAUUUAACAAAGGUCAUUGAUUACUUGACAAAUGACAUUGGUGGUAACACAUUUUCAAAUCUGAAAUACAGAUAUGACGAUGGGAAAAAAGAAGGAGAGGAGAAGCAAAAAAGAGUGUUGAAACCAGGUAUAGCACUACAGGACCAUAAACUAAAAAUGCCCCCAUCAUCAAUGAGAUCUUCGGCUUCAGAAAAAGAGUUGUGUAAAAUUGCAGACUCUGUCUUUGGAACAGACAUGAUUUUGGAGUCACCAGAUGAUUUUUCGCAACAUGAGCAGGAUAAAAGUCCUUUGUCUGAUAGUGGAUUUGAAACAAGAAGUGAAAAAACACCAUCUGCCCCUCAGAGUGCUGAAAGCACUGGUCCUAAGCCACUUUUUCAGGAUGUACCCAUCCCACCAGUGAUUACUGAAACAAGAACUGAAGUUGUGCAUGUUAUAAGAAGCUACGAGCCUUCAAGUGGGGAGGUUAUAGAAUCUGAAAAGGGGGAAACUUCACAAAUAAAACCAGAUAAAUCUUUUAUGGUGGAACUAGAACAAAGUUCACCUGGAUCCAUAAAAGUCAAAAGUAAGGGAUUUCAGCUUAAAUCUGGAAUUGAUGAGGAGGACCACACAGGGGUUUUAGGAAAAGGAGUAAGAGUAAAAGAAGAAACUCAUAUCACAACAACUACAAGAAUGGUUUACCAUCAACCUCCUUCUUCUGAAAAAGCAGAAAGGAUAGAGGAAACUAUGUCUGUCCAUGAUAUAAUGAAAGCUUUCCAGUCGGGCCGAGAUCCAUCUAAAGAGCUGGCAGGUCUGUUUGAACACAAAACUUCAGUAACUUCGGAUGUUCAGAAGUGUACAGAAAGCCCACAACAACUUGCUGAAAGAGACACCAAAAUGAAACCAAAACUGGAGCGCAUAAUUGAGGUCCAUAUUGAAAAAGGUCCUCAAAGUCCAUGCGAACGUACUGACAUAAGGAUGGCCAUAGUUGCUGAUCAUUUAGGACUUAGUUGGACAGAACUUGCGAGAGAAUUGAAUUUUUCAGUCGAUGAAAUUAAUCAGAUUCGUGUUGAAAAUCCUAAUUCUUUGACCACACAAAGCUUUAUGCUGUUAAAGAAGUGGGUUAUAAGAGAAGGCAAGAAUGCAACAACUGAUUCCUUAACUAAUGUCCUGACGAAGAUCAACCGAAUAGACAUAGUGACGUUGUUGGAGGGCCCAAUAUUUGACUAUGGAAACAUUAGUGGAACAAGAAGUUUUUCAGAUGACAGCAAUGUGUUCAAUGACCCCGCUGUUGAUGGUUUCCCAACCAUCCAAGUGGAACUGGAAACUCCCACUGGCUUGCGUUAUGUGCCUCCCACCCCCCUACACCAAGAUGAUUUCUUUAGUGAUAACUCUAGCAUAGAGUCCCCCCUUAGAACUCCUAGUAGACUGAGUGACAUGUUAGUAAAUCCACAGGGCAAUGGAGACAUUUUAGCUGCUCCACCCGUGGUGGCUGCAGAGGACACGUCACUAGAUGAUGGCAGAUUUGACUAUUUAAUUCACAGUCCUGGUGCUUCUUAUGAAAUGGCCAUUCAUCGGGUGAAAUUUGAAGAUGUAAAAUUGCACGAUGAACCCCUAAGUGAGGGUAGCUACAUUGAAGUUGAAAAGGCUGCUCAAAGAGGAGAGGAAUCUGAGGAGCAUGAGAGAGAUGCAUCUGGUCCUGAGGAGGAGAUGACCGAAGAAAGGCUUAAAUUACUAUUUAAGCAACUUCAUCUUGAAGAGGUGGAGUCAGAGGAGAUGACUGAAGAGAAGGUGCAGGCUAUCCUCAGGAAUGUUCAACAAGCAGAACAAGAACUUUCUUCAAUUGCAGGUUGGCACACAGAAACAGUGAGCACCCAGGCAGAACAUACAGAGCGGAAAAUCAGCAGCGAACUGUUGGAAAGAUUGGAUGACAGCCAUGAGACAAUUACCUCAUACCUCAAAGGAGAAGUAGGAAGGCUGGAAUCUACUGUCAGUCCUUCUGAGUCACUAACAGAAGGUAAGACCAGUUCCAGCACGCUGGAGACGAACCCAGUGAAAGCAAAUGACAAACAGAAACCAAAAUCACUCCAAGGAACAAAUGGAAGAGGAGAGCAGAAGGUGGUAAUAGGAGAGCAUAGGAGCUCAUUACCUGUUAGUGCUAAAAGGACUGGCUUGGAAGAAGGCAGAUCUAGGCCCCACACCCAUGCAGACGAGGGAGCAUCUGCAGAAAAGGAUUCUAGUGACAGUGAAUGUGAGAGUGAGUCAAGCUCAGAUGAGGAACGAAGGAUCACUACGACGAAAUUACUCGACGGAGAUUGAUAUAUAAGGGGGAUGAAGUAAAAAACAUUCCUGGUGAAUCUGUUACGGAAGAACAGUAUACAGAUGAAGAAGGCAACAUCAUCACAAAAAAAGUGACACGGAAAGUCGUGAGACGGGUUAUGGUUCCACAAGAGAAAAAAGUUGGUGGAACUGUAACAGUUGGGGCAAGUAAUUUACCUUGUUGUGGUGGUGUAUGCUGUGUGCCUUACUAUUUUAGUUUUUUUUUUAUUACAGUUUUGUGUGUAUCGGGUUUGUUUUAA
This is a messenger RNA of Staurois parvus, 5434 nucleotides long. The record is from the annotation of a GenBank genome assembly. NCBI's taxonomy places the organism in Eukaryota, Metazoa, Chordata, Amphibia, Anura, Ranidae.